Molecule: messenger RNA, 2293 nt
Organism: Coregonus clupeaformis (lake whitefish)
Lineage: Eukaryota; Metazoa; Chordata; Actinopteri; Salmoniformes; Salmonidae
Product: calponin homology domain-containing protein DDB_G0272472-like
Exons: 12
Coding region: 37-2157 (706 amino acids)
Source: RefSeq, a predicted model, not a curated record
GAAGCAAAGAGAAAGGUGGAAGAAGCAAAGAGAAAGAUGGGAGAAGAACAACAGAUGCUGAAAAAGCAAGCCAGGCUAACGGAGACCCUGAGCGAUAGAAAAAGAAGAGACGGGGAAGAGAGAAAGGAAGAUGAAAAUAAGUGUGUGAAGGAAGCAAGGGAAGGAGACAGGAGAGAGCUCCUGAAAGAAAAGAGACUAAGUGCAGAAGAAAAUAUGACACACAUGGAGAAACAAAUGAGAGAGCUGGAGGUCAAAGAUUCCUCCAUCUUCUCAGCUGGUGCUGAGGUCAAACAGACCCAGUGCAAAGAUGUCUCCAUGGUUACUGCAACUGAGUCAAAGACUCUGAACCCUCAGAAGGACCAGCCAGCAAAGUGCAAAGAAUUCUCUGUGUUUUCCACGAGCAGUCAAGGCGUGGCCAAGAUCCCCCAGGUUCUGCAGGUCAAAGUGAGUAAUAAAAGUGAGAGUGUCCAAAAGAAAGAUGGGAAUGACAAAGUAACAGCGCCAAAGACAGAUGCAGAGCUCAUUAUGGACAAAUUUGAGAGGAUGACAGAAGAGGGGAGAAGGGGGCCUUGUCAGAAGGAUAGGAGAGAUAAAGACCAGGCCAAAGAGAUAGAGGGAAAGAGAAAGGAGGAGGAGGUGCUGUCUAAAGAAGAGCAGCGCAGGCUGAGGAAUGAGAAGGCCUUACAGGAACACCUGGACAGGGUAGAGAAUCCGGAAUUGACAGGCAAACAGACCAGACAACCACAAUGUAAAGAUUACUCUAUUUUCACUGCAUCAGGGCUAAAGAGCAAGGACCCGCAUGAUCAACAGUCAGCAAAAUGCAAAGAUUUCUCUGUGUUUUCCACGAGCAGUCAAGGCGUGGCCAAGGUCCCCCAGGUUCUGCAGGUCAAAGUGAGUAAUAAAAGUGAGAGUGUCCAAAAGAAAGAUGGGAAUGACAAAGUAACAGCGCCAAAGACAGAGGCAGAGCUCCUUAUGGACAAAUUUGAGAGGAUGGCAGAAGAGGAGAGAAUUUGGCCUUGUCAGAAGGAUAGGAGAGAUAAAGACCAGGCCAAAGAGAUAGAGGGAAAGAGAAAGGAGGAGGAUGUGCUGUCUAAAGAAGAGCAGCGCAGGCUGAGGAAUGAGAAGGCCUUACAGGAACACCUGGACAGGGUAAAGAAUCCGGAAAUGACAGGCAAACAGACCAGACAACCACAAUGUAAAGAUUACUCUAUUUUCACUGCAUCAGGGCUAAAGAGCAAGGACCCGCAUGAUCAACAGUCAGCAAAAUGCAAAGAUUUCUCUGUGUUUUCCACGAGCAGUCAAGGCGUGGCCAAGGUCCCCCAGGUUCUGCAGGUCAAAGUGAGUAAUAAAAGUGAGAGUGUCCAAAAGAAAGAUGGGAAUGACAAAGUAACAGCGCCAAAGACAGAGGCAGAGCUCCUUAUGGACAAAUUUGAGAGGAUGGCAGAAGAGGAGAGAAUUUGGCCUUGUCAGAAGGAUAGGAGAGAUAAAGACCAGGCCAAAGAGAUAGAGGGAAAGAGAAAGGAGGAGGAUGUGCUGUCUAAAGAAGAGCAGCGCAGGCUGAGGAAUGAGAAGGCCUUACAGGAACACCUGGACAGGGUAAAGAAUCCGGAAAUGACAGGCAAACAGACCAGACAACCACAAUGUAAAGAUUUCUCUGUGUUUUCCACGAGCAGUCAAGGCGUGGCCAAGGUCCCCCAGGUUCUGCAGGUCAAAGUGAGUAAUAAAAGUGAGAGUGUCCAAAAGAAAGAUGGGAAUGACAAAGUAACAGCGCAAAAGACAGAUGCAGAGCUCAUUAUGGACAAAUUUGAGAGGAUGACAGAAGAGGGAAGAAGGGGGCCUUGUCAGAAGGAUAGGAGAGAUAAAGACCAGGCCAAAGAGAUAGAGGGAAAGAGAAAGGAGGAGGAGGUGCUGUCUAAAGAAGAGCAGCGCAGGCUGAGGAAUGAGAAGGCCUUACAGGAACACCUGGACAGGGUAGAGAAUCCGGAAUUGACAGGCAAACAGACCAGACAACCACAAUGUAAAGAUUACUCUAUUUUCACUGCAUCAGGGCUAAAGAGCAAGGACCUGCAUGAUCAACAGUCAGCAAAGUGCAAAGCUGGGAAAAAUCGCUUGGCUACAUUCUUGAAAACCCUUGUGUGCAGAAAAACGAAGGCAUAAUGCAUAGCUCCUGACGUUUUCCUUGCUAACAAGUGACCUCUGCAAUUUUACAAAUAUUUUCUGAAAUUCAUUCUCAUGCUUUCCCUUGUUUUCUAUAUCCAUUUCUAUAUAAAAUUCUUCAAGCAUUAUAAAAUAA